Molecule: messenger RNA, 2493 nt
Organism: Schistosoma intercalatum
Lineage: Eukaryota; Metazoa; Platyhelminthes; Trematoda; Strigeidida; Schistosomatidae
Source: the annotation of a GenBank genome assembly
AUGAUGAACCAAUCGUUUUCCGUCAGUUUGACCUUCAGAUGCUCGCAACCUCCACCAUAUCGUUGCGAAGAGAUUAUAUAUCGUUUUGCGCGGAAUCCUUAUAAAUUGGCAAUGACCGUACUGGGUCUAGAUAAAAUUCUUUUAAGGAGUUUCGCUCCAUGGGAACCUUUAUUUCUGAAAGAUACUAAAGUUGUUGUGGACGCUGACGACUUAGUUGGUUUUCUACAUGAUAAAUUUUCUACAGGACUGUAUGGUGGUGAGAAUCUUUCUUUUUACAUGGUGGUACGUUCGUUCUUUUUGAAUUUGCAACGUUCGAAUGUGGAGCCGUACUUCAUUCUAAGGGGUUGCUGUGACAUGAAAAAUCAAAAAUUAAAGCAUAAACAGAAGAAAGAAUUUAACGUGUUAUCACAACUUAUUACAGCCGUAAAAUUAAAUGCACUUGAUAAAAUCCCCAAAGUACUCAAUUUAUCAGCUAGGGAUGUAUUUUUGUAUGCUUUAAAUGAAUUCCCAUGGAAGUGUAUUAGAGUUAAAUCUUUUCCUACAACUGUUUGUACCGCUAUUGCUAUAAUUUUACAAUGUCCAGUUAUUGGUUUAUCAUCUGAUUAUUAUAUACUUAUGUCAAAGAGACAAAAUAUUCUUAAUAGUUUGGUUUCUCAACCAUAUUCGAGUCCGACAUUUCUUACACUUCAUUUGGCCAAUCUAAAUUUGAGUGGUUCUAGUAAAAGUAGUGGUGAAAAAGAAAUGUUGUUUCACAAAUUUAUUCCUAAACUUUCAAUUUUAGCGAGAUCUUCAGAUUUUCACUUGCCUCUUUUAGCUGUGUUAGUUGGUACAGAUGUUGUGUCUAAUGUAAGACUUCCAUUAGAAUUACAAGAAAAAUUACAAACAAACAAUUCGACAAUAAAUUACUCACAACAUCGAUUAUCUGUACUCCUUGAAUGGUUUUCACAGUUCGAUUCAAAUUCAAUUAAACCAUUAGAAGAUGUUAUUAACUGUUAUCCAGUUGAACAGCGCACUUCUAUAAUAAACGAUAUGAUACACGGCAUUUCUCGUUUUGUUUGCCCUCUAGAAGAAACUAAAAGUGUUAUGAGUCUAUUGAGUGAUAAAAGUUACUUUAAUGAUACUUCAACAAAUACAUCUACAACUAUUAAAUCAUCAUUCAGAUCUAGUGGAAGUGUUGAGGAUGUGAUUAAUUCACUAAAAGGUACCAUUGUAGCAUACUUAUGGCAUGAAGACUACACAAAUGGGUGGCCUCCUCGUCUUCUUUAUAAUUUCAGGAAGGGAAUAUUAUUUUCAAAACCAUCUAUUUAUUCAUCUCGUGGUGUUUUUCUUCUCACUGCAGUUGAAGAUCCAAAAUGCCCAUUCUCAGUUCAUGAAGCGUCAUUCUUAAUUCGAAGACUACACUAUCAAAUUUAUGUGUCAUUGGAACGCAGUUUAAGUAUGGAAAAUAAACUUGUCGGAUUAAAUCCUGAUGUUAUUGAAUAUAUGAGACAAAAUGAUAAAUUAGUGAUGUAUCAAAUCCCAGUCAAAUAUAUUCCUUUAGAUUUCAACAAAGUUAGCACAGAUGAAGUUAUUAAAGAAAAUCUGGGUUUCGUCAAACUACCGGAAAACAAUUUAAUCCCUAAGUUACUUUACAGUUUAGCAGUAGUCUUAUCAUUUUGGUUUCAACAAUUAAAGUAUACCUCUAUUGAGAUCCCUUCUGUGUUUAGUGAGUCGUCUGUUGGACUUGCUGUAGCUUCUUGUGCUGUCGCAAAUAUAUACAACGAUGGUUCGUCUAUUAGUGAAUUAUGUGAAUUUUAUAAUAAUCUAAGCAGAAUGCCUGAUCAGUUGUCGAUUUCAGGUAGCAAUUCUACUAAUUUCAGAAUUGAUAUUGUACACAGCUUUAAUGCUAUACAGUCAACUUUUAACAGUUUUAAAGAUUUGGUUACAACUCUCAACUGUCUUGUGCUAGAGAAUAAACAGUCAAAUUAUUUCACUUUUGGACAGUCUUGGAUACUGUUUCCCUCUGGAAAGCUGGUACAUUUUUUAGCUACUCAGUUAGCUUCUUUAGAGCCCUGUGGUAGACGUUAUUCAGUCAUAAGAGUAUGGCUUCCGAAACUUCUCUUUAUUAAACAAAGAAAUCCCGACGCAACAUCUAGGCUGACCAAAGCGAUAAAUACUUUGAUCACUUUUAUUGAUCUUUGUGAUAUGAUUAAAAUUAGUCUUCCAUCAUCUUUAGAUUCAUUUUAUAGCAUCCAUGAAUUAGAAAGCAAUUAUGUCCGUGAAACGAUGCAUACGGUUCCUAACCUAUGUGAUCGAAACAAUACGAAUCUAGUUAAUAAACCAAGUAAUUCAACAUUUAAUGUAAUAUUUCCUCGUGGCUGUCGAGAAAGAAGAGAAAACAGAACGAGUAACAAAAGGAUUUAUAACAAACCUUCAGCUGAAAAUAUUGUGCAUAGUGCUCAAGUACGUUGUCUUUUCCAAAGUAAUUUCCAUUCAACAUAUGGAAAAACCUAG